This is a messenger RNA of Nerophis lumbriciformis (worm pipefish), 1317 nucleotides long. The record is from RefSeq and is a predicted model, not a curated record. NCBI's taxonomy places the organism in Eukaryota, Metazoa, Chordata, Actinopteri, Syngnathiformes, Syngnathidae.
AUGCUCAGCCCGAGAAAGAACAGCGUCCCUUCCCCCAGCUUGGAGGACUCCUUUUUCCCCCUCUCGUCGUCCUCCUCCAUCUCGCUCUCCUUCGCCCUUCCGACAUCGACUUCAGAUCACAGGGGAAUCGAUAGCAGGGGAGACAUCGAGACGGACUUGAUUCUGGCGGCAGAGCUUGGACAGGCUCUGCUGGAGAAGAAUGAGGAACUGGCCGCCGCUCUGGAGGAGAAGCAGAGGGAGGUGGAGAUGGUACAGCAGCAGAAGCAUGUUCUACAAAGGAGGCUGGAAAUGAACGAACUGGCAUCCGGACAGAGGGAAGCCGAACUGAAUGGAGAUUUGGCCGCUUUACGAUCCGAGUUGGACCGCCACCACACUCAGGGACGGGACCGGCGCCGAGAUGAGAGUGAGCAGCUAACCCAGUUAUCCAACCAUAACCAACGUUUAGUGGAGCAACUAUCAGAGGCUGUGACGCUGGAACAUUCCUUGAGGACUGAGAUUCGCACGCUAAGAGAAGAGAUGGACGACUCCUCCUUUAGCCGGAGUAUAAGCUCCACACAAUUAGAAAACACUUUAGCAGAGAACCGAGUUUUGAAGGGGCGCCUUUGUCACAUGGAAACGCAGCUGAAGGCCUCCCAGGAAGCCACCGACAGGCUGCGCUCUGAGCGGGAUGUCCUGAGGGACAGAGUGUCAGAGCUGCAGGUGCAGCUGAAAGAGAAAGAAGCAGAGCUAGAGCAGGAGCAAGGGGUGGUGUUUGAGUUGCGUACCAUGAAUCGCUCUCUGCAGCAAAAUGCCCUGAGCCUGGGAGAAGAGAGCGUCCUGGACAUUACGCACACACAACCUUUGUCACUGCUUAGUGAAAUUCAGCAAUCCCAGGCCAAAGAUGCACUCCUAGCCCACUCAGUGGUACUACAAGCAAGAGAUGAUGAGAUAGCAGCGCUGAAAGAGGAGGUGCAAUCCCAACGAGAAGAACUGGAAACACUGAGGGAGGAAAUCAAGCCAUUUCGAAACAGACCAGGAGCGCCGACGUACAGUUCGCUAGAGAGCGAGUUUGCCACCGUGCGACAGGAGAAGGAAUUAUUGACCAAACAGCUUCUCAACACCAUCCAACACAAAGUGGCGCUGUCCCAAGAGCUUGACGCUUGGCAGGAGGAUAUGCGCUUGGUGAUCAAUCAACAGGUGCUGCAGAAGGAGGAGGACAGAAUAAAGCAGAUGGGACGAGAGCAAGAGAGCACAGGUGGACUCCAAAGAAGCAAAUCUUUGAAAAUGAAAGGCGAAAGAGGAAAAGGAUUCUUCUCAUCUCUUUUUAGAGACAAAUGA